GGGGUGGGGGAGGAGCCGGGGGAGGCGGCUGUGGGGCGGAGGGGACGGCGGGCCGUUGGUGCCGAGUGCCGGCGGCGGGCCUGGAGCCGCCCGGACCGCCGGUACCGCCAGGCCCGGGACGUGCGGGCCGGCCUGCUGCUUGCUGCCCGGGGCUGUCGGCGCAGGCCUCUCCCAUGCCUCGCCCAUCUCUGGUUGCCUCGUGUUGGCAGGGGGUUGUCAUUGCCGAGCAGCGAUUUGUUGACUGUGGGUGUAAUUCUGCAGCGGGUGAAGGCACUGAGGAACUGGGCGUCAUGCAGCUGGUCGGGUGUUUGAGAAGAUGUAAGGCUUCCAAAAGUUAACAAACGCGGAUCGUCUGCUUGCCAGAUUUGGGUCACGCUGAAACCAAAUGUAAUUGGAAGGAGUUGUUUGCUGGUUUGGAAAGGUUCGGCUCCAGCUGGGUGCUUUGUAGGGCACCCAGGAGAGCAGUGCUGGAUUGCACGGUGCCCUUUGCCAGAGCAGUUUGCACAGCAGCCUGCUUUGUCUGCCCACAGAAACAGCAGAACUCCUCGUGUAGGUGCCUGCUGCAUAACAAGCAGAGAGCGAGGAAGAGGAUGACAAUGAAAUGGAAGUUGAAGAUCAAGAUGGUAAAGAAGCUGAGAAGCCAAACAUGAUUAAUUUUGACACCAGUUUGCCAACAUCACACGUGUAUCUAGGUUCUGAUAUGGAAGAGUUUCACGGGAGAACACUGCACGAUGAUGACAGCUGUCAGGUGAUUCCAGUGUUGCCCCACGUGAUGGUGAUGUUGAUUCCUGGACAGACGUUACCUCUUCAGCUUUUUCACCCUCAAGAGGUUAGCAUGGUGCGGAAUUUAAUUCAGAAAGACAGAACAUUUGCUGUUCUUGCAUACAGUAACGUACGUGAAAGGGAAGCACAUUUUGGAACAACAGCAGAAAUAUAUGCCUACAGAGAAGAGCAGGAAUAUGGAAUUGAAACAGUCAAAGUAAAAGCAAUAGGAAGACAGAGAUUCAAAGUGCUUGAAAUACGAACCCAGUCAGACGGAAUCCAACAGGCUAAAGUGCAAAUCCUUCCUGAGCGAGUGCUGCCUUCAACAAUGGCAGCAGUACAGCUGCAGUCUCUCAGCCGACAUCACAUAUUUCCUUCCUCAAAACCCACAAUGUGGCAGGAUCGAGCUUUCCGUCAGUGGUGGCAGAAAUAUCAGAAGAGGAAGUUUCACUGUGCCAGUCUGACGUCUUGGCCUCCCUGGCUUUACUCUUUAUAUGAUGCUGAAACCUUGAUGGAAAGAGUCAAGAGGCAGCUACACGAAUGGGAUGAAAAUCUUAAAGAUGAGUCUCUUCCAACAAACCCGAUAGAUUUUUCUUACAGAGUUGCUGCUUGCCUGCCAAUUGAUGAUGCCUUACGCAUACAGUUGCUUAAAAUAGGUAGUGCUAUUCAGCGACUCCGGUGUGAAUUAGAUAUUAUGAACAAAUGUACAUCUCUUUGUUGUAAGCAAUGCCAAGAUACAGAAAUAACAACCAAGAAUGAAAUAUUCAGUUUAUCCUUAUGUGGACCCAUGGCAGCAUAUGUGAAUCCUCAUGGUUACAUCCAUGAAACUCUUACUGUAUAUAAAGCCUGCAAUUUGAAUCUCAGUGGACGACCAUCAACAGAACACAGCUGGUUUCCUGGGUAUGCCUGGACUAUAGCGCAGUGCAGAAUCUGUGGGAACCAUAUGGGAUGGAAGUUCACAGCUACCAAAAAGGAUAUGUCACCACAGAAAUUCUGGGGAUUGACACGGUCUGCUCUCCUGCCUCGGAUUCCAGAAGCAGAGGACGAGUUGGGCCACGACAGAUCUCCAUUACUCUGCUUGUAAUCCAGUACCCUGCUUUGGAGAUGAACAGGGAGUACUCUGUCUCUUAGAUUCAUCUGCUUAGUUCUGCUUUUGAUGCUCACUUAAAAACCAACAGAACUCACAGCCACACGCAAAGAAAGCUUCGCCUUUGGCGUUCGGUGUGCAUCCACGUUACUGUUGUGUCAGACAAGCUGAGAACUGAAGAAUGACAGCUGUGGAGAGAAGGUGGCACAAGACACCAGGAAAUCAGUUCAUUUGGACUUGACUCUGAACUUUCUACUUUGUCUGAACUUUCAUUUCAGGAAAUGUUUGCUGCUAUCAGCCUGCAGUGAAAGAAAUAGAGUAUAAUUAUGCAACAUAUGAUGUUAGAUACCAGUAUCUCAUUGCAGGAUAUUUCCCUUACUUAAAAUGUGUUUACGAUGAGAAUUCCUAACUAUGUGAAAUACUUGCAGUUUUAAUCUUGUGAUGUUCAUGAAAUAUUUGCUGAAUAACCAUCAAAGAGAGUAAUAGGCUGAAGGAUUCUGUGUUGGUGAUGUCAGUAGCAGUGGUGUAACUGGCAGAGCUGACUGCUGGGUGCAGCUAGAACAAGCGUGCCAGAAAAUUCCCUGUGAAAUGAGCUUAUAUAAAAUAUUUGGUCCUUAGAAGUUCUCUGGUGUAUUGAGCAUUUCUGACUUUAGAAGUCUUUUAAAUUUUAAAUUAUUUAUACAGAAUAUAGUGAUCAGUUCCAGAACAUAAAACACAUUGUCAUUUACUAUUGUUUACUUUUGAAUGUAAUUUCUGUAUUUUUCAAAAUAAUUUCAGUGGGAGAUAAGCUUACAGGAAUGCAUGCCUAGGAUUCCCUGAAGAAGUAUUUUCUAAUAUACCUAACUGGAGAUUUUUCUCUAAUACAUAUUUUGACAGGAGAAUCAGCUAAUCUUAUUUUCCUUCAGUGCUUUAGUAUCAUAAGGUAAAAUUUUACAUUAUCACCUUACCUUAAAGAAACAAACUGACAGUGCUUUUCUCCCCCCACUCUUUUUCAGUUUGUUUGUUUCCUGGAAUUCUGUCUGUGCUACACAAAUGGAUGCUAAAAGGGGGCAGCUUUUGCUACUGCUUGGUUGUUUUUUUCCCCUCAGAACAAAUGCAGAAUCUGAAGACGGCAAGAUUUCAUCAGUUUGUGAGUGUACAUACACACUUUUUUUUUUUUAAUCUUGAAGCUAUUGCAUCUUCUGUGUACAUUUUCAAGAAUUUGCAUUGUUAAAUACUAUGAGAAUACUGCUUAAGGUUGAAGAUAUAACCCAGUAAUUGUUCCUUCCCAGUCACAUCAGACAUGUAGCAUGGACAGAUUACUGCACUGAGAGGCUAAGGUCGGACCUCUGCAAGACAAGUGUGAUCUGACCUCAUCUAAGUAGUAUUUGUGACAGACAGCUUAGGAAAAAUCCAGAUGGGAAGAGAUGCCAGAUGCUGAAAGGCUGUUAGGAUAUAAUGCUAUGUAUGUAGAAAGAAAUGGUUGUGUAACUCAGGUUUAGUUCUUUGAAGCCUUCUACCUCUGUGCUUCUGUAAUAACUUUGGUUUUCUCCAUAGACAUCUUUAAUACCAUAUUUAAUUAUCUGUGCAGUACUCUGACUUGCCAGUGAACUGUGAAAAGCAAUAAUUCUUUGAAUAGAAUUCUGAACAAAUAGGGGGUGAAUGCGCUCAUUUUCUUACAGAAAACGUUCAUUGUGGUUAUGUAAUAGGCUUUCAAAAGACUAAAAUAAGGAGUAGUAUGUGAGACUGUGAAAUGUCUGUAGCUAGAUAACCACUAGAAUCACACUUAGCUUCCCCCUCACUCCCUGCAUACGGAGACACACACACACAGAGCCACACGUGGCUUAGCUGUAGGCUUGGAUCGUUUUUUUCCCACUGAGAUACUCAAGUAUCUUCUGCUGUCAUUUGCUUUCAGUAGGUGAGGCUUCCAGGAUGAUCAUUUUCUCAGCUCUCUCUGGACUUCACAAGGUGUUUUGGGUUUUGGCUGUCUUUCAGAUGGCCUGAAUUAAAAAAGGCAUUAUGUUCACAGUGCUUAAAUACAAAAUGGGCAUAUUUUUGGUAUUGUGUGUGUGUGUAUAUAUAUAUAUAGUCAAGUGUAGCUAAUAUUACCAAGUGAGACAACUCACAAGUAAAUUAGCACUAACUUUAUCUUAGUGUUGAUGAUGAUUUUUCAUCUGCCUAACCUUCUGUGAGUUGUUUCCCAUUUGUAAGUCUAUGACUCUGCUGGUUGAAGACAAGCAUAAUUCAGUUUGCUGCAAAAUUGGGGAAUCCUGUCAUAGUGAAGCUGACAGUUAAAGUGCUACAAAAUGCACAGCCAGCAUGCGACUUCCAGUGUGAAUGUAGAAUCAUGGAAGGCUCAAUAUAUUGAUGAAUGUUCUCUAUGCUUCUUUUAUCUUUUUUUUGGAGAGAAAACUACUAGAAUGUUGGGAUUGUGGAAAUUUAUCACUGGCAAAUACGGCCUUCAUAAGCUUUUAAGAGCUAAGUGCGAAGAAAAUCAGCAUAUCUUAUAGUAGUAGCUAUAUUUACUACAUUCAGUGUUUGGCACGUGGCUUCAUGCUGUAAUUAAUCCAACUGAUGUGCUGGCUGCUGCCAAGAGAGUUUUUCUCCCACUGUAAUGUCUCUUACAUUUCUCUUAUUAGGGGAGAGCUGGGAAUUACACAGCUGCCGGAUGGGCAUGCUGGUAGCACAGCCCACAGCCUUGCUUGGUCUGAUGAAAGGAUUGAAGGUGUUUUGUAGUAUUGCUGCAAUAGCAUAACAAUGUCAUACAAUCAGAGCCUGUAAUAUUGCAAGCUUUUUUCAUAUAGCUUAGUUUUGAUGACUACGUAGAAUGAUAACAGGAUACUUGCACACCUGGUCUAAGAAGUUCUAGCUGUUUUUUUUUUUUUUUUCUAAUAAUAAUGCUAUUUUUGUAUGCACUGCAAUUCAUUUUGUUCCUUUUGUUGUUGAUCACCUUUAAUUGCUUUGUACAAGCUGCGGAAGGCGUAGCACAUUCUCUGCUUUAACUCUUCCUCUGUCUGCCUUUUGGGACAAGUUUUCAGGAAAAUCUCGUUGCUUGCAAACAUUUGCAAAGAAUAAAAUUCAAUUUGUUUCAAACUGA
Molecule: messenger RNA, 4925 nt
Organism: Phasianus colchicus (ring-necked pheasant)
Lineage: Eukaryota; Metazoa; Chordata; Aves; Galliformes; Phasianidae
Gene: CRBN
Product: cereblon
Biological process (GO): protein ubiquitination
Cellular component (GO): Cul4A-RING E3 ubiquitin ligase complex
Source: RefSeq, a predicted model, not a curated record